Molecule: messenger RNA, 2445 nt
Organism: Penicillium daleae
Lineage: Eukaryota; Fungi; Ascomycota; Eurotiomycetes; Eurotiales; Aspergillaceae
Exons: 3
Coding region: 1-2445 (814 amino acids)
Biological process (GO): protein phosphorylation
Cellular component (GO): cytoplasm
Molecular function (GO): protein serine/threonine kinase activity; ATP binding; protein binding
Source: RefSeq, a predicted model, not a curated record
AUGGACGAACUUCCGGAUUUAGUCAAAGACACAAGACUUCCUACAGACCCAUUCCCCAGCGAUACUGCUGAUCCUGUCGAGACAAUCCAUAGAUUCCGCGAAACUGACAGAAAAUCUCGAACUCGCGUUGUGGCUAGAGUAGAGCAUUGGCAGCGCCAAGAAAAAGUCGAAGAAGGCGGAUACGGGGUUAUCUGGUUAGAAACCUGUACCCAGGGCGGCCGAGACGACGUCAAGGUCCGCGUUGUCAAGCAGAUCAAAUUGCUGGAAGACUUGAGUUAUCACGCUGGCGAGUUGGAAGCGCUGGCUAAAUUUACGCAGAGGCAGUAUGUCCAUUGCUUCGUCGAGUUAUUGGGAUGGUUCCUUCGUCCUGGGUAUCUUUGCAUUGCAAUGGAAUAUCUCGAGAUGGGCGAUCUAGAUGCAUAUCUGAAAACCAACCCACCGAUCCCAGAGGAUGAAACGAAAGAAGUAGCCCGUCAAAUCCUUGAAGGGUUAGAAUUCAUGCAUGGGAACGGUUUUGCACAUCGUGACAUGAAGCCCGAUAACAUCCUAAUCAAAACACGCCCUCCAGACGACGAAUGGUGGGUAAAGAUUGCCGACUUUGGAAUCAGCAUGCGUUACCAAAAGACAGCCGGUGCCGAGGUGAUGGGCACACCGGGGUACAUCGCGCCCGAGCUACUAAACCUCUGCGAGAAUGGCAGUCUCUUCGCUGCCGAUAUGUGGGCCUUUGGUGAAACCAUAUUCCGGAUUCUCACGAAAAGAGUGGCAUUCAGCGGCGAAACGCUCCCGAGAUAUGCAAAGGGUGAGAUAUCAUUCCCUGUGGAAAAGCUUCACGCCGUGCAAGUCAGCCAGCCUGGUGUUGACUUCAUCGUUUCAUUGAUGUGUCCACUACCGACGGACCGAGUUUCGGUUUAUAUGGCUACCAAAAACCCGUGGAUAGACCCGACUCCAACGGGGCCUCAAAAUUCCAAUACCGGAUUGGAAACACUGGGAGAUGGAGAUCCUCCUGUUGAACCCACUGAUAAAUCAGACCAGCGGACACCAAAUGGAAAAUAUGCGCACCGUGCCUCGGCGGAUUUGGAUCUUCCUGGGAGCGAAUCUCAAGAUCUGAACGGUGGAACACCGUCAUCAGCAUCCGCUCAGCUGAAUAUCGGAAAGCAGUUGUGCAGAGAGUCGCAGGACAUCAAAAACUUUGAGCGUGUGUCGGCUCUCACAGAUGUCAGGACGUCAGCUCAGCCGACGGGGGAAACACACUCCUUAUAUGUAUCCGUCAACACGAUCUCGUCCUCAGCCUCGCGAGGUUCUUAUCCUAGGCUCACCACGGGAGAUAAACACAAGCUGUCCACUUCGCCAAUGGCACCACUAAGGAGCCCGCCUCUUUCCGCGCCCGGUGAUCCGGUUACUGAACCCUUGACGAAGCCCCUCAACGUGGACUUACAAGAACAAAACCCUCUACCGUUCUUUGCCUAUGAGCUUCAAUCCGUUGCCUUCUCGCCAGAUGGGAAGUUCUUAGCAUCUGGGUCUGCCGGAGUCGUCAGGAUCAGAGAUAUCUCAACAGGUGCUGAGAUUAUGUCUCUCACAGGACAUAAUGGUGAUGUUCGUGCUCUUGCAUUUUCUCCCGAUGGCUCGCGCCUAGCAACCGGGUGUAGCGAUGGUACCAUCCGACUCUGGCGCACCAGCAAAUGGGAAUACAUCCGCACUCUAAGUGGCCAUACCGGCCUAAUCAAAACGUUGCUCUUCUCUCCCGAAAAUUCUUCAACGCUGGCGUCCGCGUCGGCAGACGGUACAGUGCGGGUGUGGCAUCUCUCCAAGAUGCAAGCAUACAUAGUUCGAACCGAUACCGCGGAACAUGAUUACAUUGCCCUCUCUUUCACAUGUUCUGGCAGUGCGGGAUACGGGGACGGCUCUCCUGGCACGUAUUUGCUUGCUGCUUGCUGGAGACGAAUAUACCACGUCACAGUGGACACAGGUUACAGUACCUCUUGGGAAACCCUCGCCGACCGGCUUUCAGGUCUCUGUAUUUCCCCAGAUCAACAACUCGUGGCAGGAGUCUCCCAUGAUGAUCCCGGUGCGAUCUCGAUUAUGGACAUCCGGCCUCGCAAUUUCCAGUCUAGAGGCGAAACCUUUUUCACUCUCAAAUGCUCUGCCAAGUUAUUCCAGUAUGAGAUGCAAUUCUCACCGAAUGGUAGACUAUUAGUUGCUCGAGCACAAGGACCAGUGACCAUAGUGGACGAGUUUCCCCGGCACUGUCUUUUCGUUUGGGAUGUUGCUACCGGGCAGGAAGUUCUUCGGAGGGAGUUCUUUGCGUUUUCGGUGCCUAUUUUCGCUUUUUCGCCGGAUGGGUCGUUGAUUGCUGCUCCUGCUCUGAGUAGAGGGGAGUUUUCGGCAUUUCCUGCUUCGAAUGUUGUGAGGAUCUGGAAGGUUGCGCAAGUAGAUGCUUCUGAGUGA